This is a messenger RNA of Anthonomus grandis grandis, 1970 nucleotides long. RefSeq names its product ionotropic receptor 75a-like. Gene Ontology annotation, molecular function: ligand-gated monoatomic ion channel activity. NCBI's taxonomy places the organism in Eukaryota, Metazoa, Arthropoda, Insecta, Coleoptera, Curculionidae. The transcript has 10 exons. Gene Ontology annotation, cellular component: membrane. The record is from RefSeq and is a predicted model, not a curated record. Bases 1 to 1815 code for a protein of 604 amino acids.
AUGAACUUUCGAGCUAUACUUCUUGGUUUGCUCCUCACGAAGAACUUAAAUGGAUUAUUAUUGCAUUUCUUAAAUUAUUUUAAUGGCAAAAAUAGCUUUGUUACAGCUUUUGGUUGCGACAAAAAAGAGCUGGUGUACUUAUCAAAGGUUUUAUCAUCUAGAGGAAUAUUACACAAGUGUUUUACAAGAAGUGAAAAUUUUUUGGAAGGUCAUAUAAUUUUUCCAAACCAUUGGUUUGUCAUUGACCUUAACUGUGCAGAUUCUCUACAAAUUUUACAUCAGGCAAAUAAAUCAAAAUUGUUUGCCUUUCCAUACCAAUGGCUACUCUCGUACGAUGCAGGUGUUAUUCAACCAAAAAUCGCUUUUUUAAAUUUAUCCAUUCUGAUCAAUAGCGACUUUACAUUGUCGAGGAGAGAAAAGAAUGGAUCGUUUACUUUCAAAAAAAUUUAUAAGAAGACUCCAAACCAACGGCACUUUGAAGUCGAAGACAUUGGAAGUUGGACACCCGAAACAGGCUUUCAGAAAAGUCAAAGGAAAGAUUUAGGAUUGUUUGAAAAUAGACAAAACAUGGGAAUUGUUAUAAGAGCUUGUAUGGUAGUUACGAACAAUGAUACAUUAAGACAUCUAACUGAUAAAAGAAAUAAGCAUAUAGACAGUAUUUCAAAAGUUAGUUACGUCCUGAUUUUAACUAUGGCACCUAUAUUUAAUGUGACCCUAAAUAUGUCCAUAUGUAAUACAUGGGGCUAUAAAGAUAACGCUUCUAAUUGGAAUGGUAUGAUGGGAAAAAUUUUGAGAAAUGAAGCUGAUAUUGCAGGAACAGUUUUGUUUUUUAAAAAAGAAAAAAUUCCUAUAAUUGACUACGUUGCUUCGCUUUCACCAACAGUAUCUAAGUUUGUAUUUCGCCAACCAAAACUUUCAUAUGUUACUAACGUGUAUACUUUACCAUUUGAUAACAAAGUUUGGAUUUGCAGUAUAUUUCUCGUUAUUAUUAUGAUGGGGUCACUUUACGGGUUUACGAUGUGGGAAAAUCUAAAAGCAGCAAAGGAAGCUGGAACUGUUGAAAAUAACAUUGACGUAUUUAUUGUCACAUUUGGUGCAAUCUGUCAACAAGGAGCACCUUUUUUACCCAACAGGAUUCCGGGCAGAAUAGCAACUUUGGUUCUUUUGAUAUCGUUGACGUUUUUGUACGUGGCAUUUUCGGCAAAUAUAGUUUCUUUGUUUCAAACGCCUUCAAAAAGUAUCCAAACCCUUGAAGACCUUUUAAAUUCAAGACUUUCACUUGGCGUCGAAGACAGAGCUUUUAAUAGACACUAUUUUAAGGUCGCAGAUGAUCGAGUCAGAAAAUCGCUUUACCAGAAAAAGGUUGCACCACAAGGUAAACCUCCGAACUUUAUGUUUAUAGAAGAUGGCGUUAGAAGAAUGAGACAAGGACUGUUUGCUUUUCAUAUGGAAAUUGGAUCAGGGUACAAACUUGUUAGUGAAACAUUUAAAGAAGAUGAAAAAUGUGACCUUCAAGAAAUAGAAUUUUUACAAGUUGUCCACCCAUGGUUGCCAAUUCAGAAACACUCUUCUUAUAAGGAAAAGUUUAAAGUUGGUUUUCGACUUCUAGCGGAAGCCGGUAUUCAACAACGAGAAAAUAUCUUGAUAUACAGUGGAAGACCCACAUGCAACUCAAAAAGCUCAUCCUUUUAUAGCGUUGGUAUUGUGGAUUGCUCUCCAGCAUUAGCAAUUGCAGCUGGGGGGUUCAUAAGUAGUUUUUGUAUUUUUUUAGGCGAGCUAUAUUUUUAUUACGUAUUUAAAAAAAAUAAAAAAUAAUUAGAAUAGCUUCAGAUGCUUAAUGCUUAAACUAUUAUUGUUAAUUUAAGCAGCACAUCUAUAUUCAUUCACAUGAUUAUAGUAAGUUUAAUUACUUUUAUGUUAAUAUUAUAUUCAAAUCUAUCUAUCACAUGAUAUAUUUUAUAACACCAAUC